Molecule: messenger RNA, 1002 nt
Organism: Drosophila teissieri
Lineage: Eukaryota; Metazoa; Arthropoda; Insecta; Diptera; Drosophilidae
Product: boophilin-G2
Exons: 2
Coding region: 528-833 (101 amino acids)
Molecular function (GO): serine-type endopeptidase inhibitor activity
Source: RefSeq, a predicted model, not a curated record
UCGACGUUUAGUCAGUGACCAAGUGUGUGGUGAACCAAAUCCGUUUCUUCAUCCAUCGAAGGAUUUCCAUAAUUUCAAAACUGCGCUAACAAAGUCCAAGAAAACUUGCAAUAGAACCCUGGAGUAUUCCCUAUCUGUAUCUUCCCAACUGGCAACAACUGCAAUAAAGAUCAAGCGCAUUUUUUCGGCUGGGUUUUUGCACUCUAGAUGAACUUUGCCAAGCGACGAGUAUAAAAAACUCAUAAAAGACAGCGGAAUUGCAAAAAGAAAAUAAAUAAUUGAGCAGAGCAGACGGAUCGGCCGAUCAUCCAUAUAAUAUAGGCUUUCAAUCACUGUGGAAUCGGACACAUUCCGCACUGCCUCUUAUAUAUGGCGAGCUGCUGCGCAUUUGUGUUUGUCCUGAACCAGACUGACAUCAUCGGGGCCAAGGAGCAAAGCCGAGCUGCAAUACAGAGUUGACCAACCUGAGCCACAGGACUCCAUUCCGAGGAACUACCAACCAGAGCACUUUCAAAAGUUUGGUCACAAUGGCCAACCACAGUCAGCUGAGGAUCACCAUUGCAGUUUGUGUGAUUUUGGCCAUUAUCCUGGACCAACAAUUCACUGCAGAGGCUUUCGUUCGAGAUUCGUGCCAGAUGGAGCCGAGUACGAAUGGAGUGUGUGGUCCUACCACCGUGGGAAUAUUUUACGAUCCGGAGACACAACGUUGUCAGUAUAGGGGAUGCGGCAAUCGAAAGCUCUUCCGAACCCUUGAAGACUGUGAAAAGAUUUGCAACAAUCCGCGGCACGUGAAGCGGCGCAACAAUGCAAAGGCCAAUGAAACCUCACAUUGAAUGCAUUGUUAAUUUAAACGUGGCUCGUUUAGUGGAAUGUAAUUAUAUUACUUUUAUAUUCGAUGUUUAAAUUGGUUUAAACUGAGAAUAGUAAGCUUAUUGUGAUCCAUUUUGUAUAUGAUCUUUAAAGUGGAUUUUAUACUCGAAUAAAAGUGUAGUUUGUAAUAUA